Molecule: messenger RNA, 573 nt
Organism: Sinocyclocheilus anshuiensis
Lineage: Eukaryota; Metazoa; Chordata; Actinopteri; Cypriniformes; Cyprinidae
Product: glutamic acid-rich protein-like
Exons: 3
Coding region: 145-573 (142 amino acids)
Source: RefSeq, a predicted model, not a curated record
GGGAGGGACACAGACACAACCAUGCACAGACUGCUCACCACAAGAGACUACUUCUGAGCAUAACUUCUCCUUCAAGGUCUCCUCUCCUUCCCAAACCGCAGGAACCAUAGACAAGAACAAGAACAAGGACAGGAAGUGACAUCAAUGGAGCAGAACGACAAGGACACAUUGGAAGCUGAGAAACAGCAAAUGAAUGGUCAAACAGAAGAAGCACCUCAAGAGACGACGACACCUGAAGAGCCAGCAAAUACAAGUGAGAAUAAUUCCGAUACACAUGAACAAGAAAAAAGUGAGGACAAUGCAGAAAAGAAUGAAGAAGAAACAAUUGUGAGUAAUGGAGAUGAAGAGGAAAAUGCAAAUGAAGAAAAAGAUGAAGAGGAGGAUGAAUUGGGCGAUGGUUUCCAGCCUUCGGUUGAGAUGUCAAUCCGGCUAUUUGAAAAAGACAAAGGGGAUAUCAACCGCCCUAUUAGCAGACAAUGCAACCUCACAUCACAAAAGCAAUCGGAUCAUCAUCAAAUUAAGAGACAAUCAUUAUUUCACCAUCCAUCUUGCUGUUUUCAUAAUUUUGGCUGA